GGUGCAGGGGGCGGCGGGCCGGGCGGGCAGUCUGCGAGGCGAUGUGAAAGCGACGGCGACCCCUGCCGCGUGCCUCAGCCGCGCUUCCUUCGCCUGCCCUCGCUCGCGCCGUCCCUUCGGCGGCGGCGGCGGCGGCGGCUCCCGCCGGCCUCCGCGGCCGGGCCCCGCGUUAUGUCGUGAUCCAGGGCGGGCGGCGCUGCUGCUGCUGCUCAUGGGGCUGCUCAGGAUUAUGCUGCCGCCCAAGUUGCAGCUGCUGGCGGUGCUGGUCUUCGGGGUGGCCGUGCUCUUCUUGGAGAGCCAGAUUCAGAAGCUGGAGGAGUCCCGCGGCAAGCUGGAAAGGGCUAUUGCAAGACAUGAAGUCAGAGAAAUAGAACAACGUCAUACAGUAGAUGGCCCACGGCAAGAUAGGACACUGGAUGAAGAAGAUGAUGUGGUGAUUAUUUACAACAGAGUACCUAAGACUGCCAGCACAUCCUUCACAAACAUUGCCUAUGAUCUUUGUGCGAAGAACAAAUACCAUGUUCUACAUAUCAAUACAACCAAAAAUAAUCCUGUUAUGUCUCUGCAAGAUCAGGUCCGAUUUGUGAAGAAUGUGACUUCCUGGAAGGAAAUGAAACCAGGAUUUUACCAUGGACAUAUAUCUUAUUUGGACUUUGCAAAAUUUGGUGUUAAAAAGAAACCAAUUUACAUAAAUGUCAUAAGAGAUCCUAUAGAACGACUAGUUUCUUAUUAUUACUUCCUGCGCUUUGGAGAUGAUUACAGACCAGGGCUACGGAGGCGAAAGCAGGGGGAUAAAAAGACCUUUGACGAAUGUGUGGCAGCUGGAGGUUCAGACUGUGCUCCAGAGAAACUUUGGCUUCAAAUUCCAUUCUUCUGUGGCCACAGCUCCGAAUGCUGGAAUGUGGGAAGCAGAUGGGCUUUGGAACAAGCCAAAUACAAUCUGAUUAAUGAAUACUUCCUAGUGGGAGUUACUGAAGAGCUUGAAGACUUUAUCAUGUUAUUGGAGGCAGCUUUGCCCCGGUUCUUCAGGGGUGCCACAGAACUGUACCGGACAGGAAAGAAGUCUCAUCUUAGGAAAACAACUGAGAAAAAACUUCCCACAAAAGAAACUAUUGCCAAGCUGCAACAGUCUGAAAUCUGGAAAAUGGAGAAUGAGUUCUAUGAAUUUGCACUGGAGCAAUUUCAGUUUGUCAGAGCACAUGCAGUUCGGGAAAAAGAUGGAGAAUUAUAUAUUCUGGCUCAAAACUUUUUCUAUGAAAAGAUUUACCCUAAAUCAAACUAAGAUUCUAACUAUACUGUUAGAUUUGUGGACGUAAAUCUUUGGUCACGUCAUCAUCUUAGUCCUCAGCCAUGGAAACUAGAUUGGUUGUAGACCUCCAAAACGUUUCUUUCUAGAUCUGAGAAAAGUGGGCUUUGGAUCACCUCCAGGGCGUUGGAUAGUGGCUAACUAUGUUGGUAAUCCAGAAGCAAAGUCUUCAUUUCUUUUAUCUAAUAUUGGGAGUUAAUAUCCUUUACCUGAAGAAAUCUACACUUUAAUUGGGAGCAAUUAAUACACAGCAGUUCUAGCUGGAAAUGUAAACAAACAAAAAAUGCUUUUGUUGAUGCUCUUCUUAAUUUUCAGAGCAAUUUAUUUUCAUUUAUACUUCUGUGAAGACAAAAGAGGUUUGGUUUUUGUUUGUUGUUUGUUUUUUUUUCCCCCAGCUUUCAACAUUAACAUUUUGGUUGUAUGCAGUAUGAGUAGUGUUAAUAACUGGUUGACAUCUGUGCUUUGUUUCAGUGAGUCACAUGAUAUUAAUUGGGAUGGUUAAUCACGUUCUGCUGAAAAAUGCUGCUGCUGAAAUUCCCCAUAUUUAUAUAUAUAUGUGGUUUUAUUAAAAACUUGCAACUAA
This is a messenger RNA of Pogoniulus pusillus (Red-fronted tinkerbird), 1889 nucleotides long. It is a transcript of the gene HS2ST1, whose product is annotated as heparan sulfate 2-O-sulfotransferase 1. Bases 212 to 1282 code for a protein of 356 amino acids. The record is from RefSeq and is a predicted model, not a curated record. Gene Ontology annotation, molecular function: heparan sulfate 2-sulfotransferase activity. The transcript has 7 exons. NCBI's taxonomy places the organism in Eukaryota, Metazoa, Chordata, Aves, Piciformes, Lybiidae. Gene Ontology annotation, cellular component: membrane.